GGCAGGGCGCGCCAGAGUCGCCGCUUGGUCCCAGCCGGCGGGCGAAAGCGGCUCCUCCCCGGACGCCCCGCCUCUCACUCCCGUUACACUCCCGGGAAGGUGUUCCAGAGGCCGCUCCCAUCCUCACCCCGCCUCUCCGCUAACCUCUGCCGCCGGAGCCCACUAUGCCAGACACUUUCGACACUUUGCAAAGACAAAGAGCCCUAGACCGGAGGGAGGAGAGAGGAGGAGGCAGAGAAGGACCGUGAGGUGUGAGCUGGCUGGGGCUUGACUUUGCUGAGCUAGCAAUGCCGUCAAAGAGCAACUGGCAGCUGUUGGGUCUGUGCUAAGCAAGGCUCGGAGCUGUGGGGCCAGGCAGUUGUAUCUGUGAGCUAGGGGCAGACAGACAGUGCCUCAGCUUCCUGAGAUGAAGAAACGGCGACUCAGAGAGGUUAUGGAACUCCACUAACGGGCACUUCCGGGCAAGGCCUUUUCUUCCUGUGCCAGUCAUCCCAACAUGUGUCACAGCAGAGACAUGGUAGAGACACCACAAAUACUUUAGUAACGAUGGAACUAAUGCCUUCAUGGGAAUUCAAGAUGUUCAGCAACCCCUGUGCCUUCCAGGAGACAUCCUUCAAGUCCCCAUUCCCCGUGACAGCCUAGGAGACACAGCUCGAGUUAAGGAUUGUCCUCAGACCCGCUUUCUGGAGGAGAGUGACCAAUCAGCUUCACACCCUACUCGGAGACCCUUCUACAGAUGGUCCAGGGGUUCCCCCAGGCUGAGAUUAACUAACUAAGCUCGAUCCCUUUUGAGUUGGGGAGAACAUUGCUUUUCCCAGGCUUCACUCAAGGGUCGUCAAGCCACAUUCUUGACUUUGCUUGGGAUGCAGAAGAAGUAGACCACACCGUUAGCCAAGACAGCCAAGACAGCACUGCACAGACGACCCUUGUGUGCCACACGGGGAUGUCGAGACCACAAACCUAGGCGUGUCUCCAACAGGCUGAAGUUUGCCCCAGCUGCCUCUGAGGCCUCCCUGAAGACUCCCUUCCCUGCCGCCUGCUCCCGUGUCUCUGAGAUUUCUUCUCAGCUCUAGGAGGGGGUCUCUUCCUCUUCCACCCUCCCAUCCACACAGAGGUCCCAGCAAAGGGUGGAGAUGGUGAACAUAAGGAAGAGGACCCUCAAGUACCUCACCUUCUUCCUACUCUUCAUCUUCCUCACUUCUUUUGUCCUGAACUACAACAUGGGAGUGUCCAGUGCCUGGUUUCCCAAGCAGAUUGUCCUGGAAUUCUCAGAGAAUUUACGCAAGUUCAUCAAGCCACAGCCGUGCACCUGCAGACACUGCAUCAGCCAGGGCAAGGUCUCCUAUUGGUUCGACCAGCGCUUCAACAAGACCAUGCAGCCACUGCUGACAGCCCACAAUGCUCUGAUGGAGGAGGACACGUACCGGUGGUGGCUGAGGCUCCAGAGAGAGAGGAAACCCAACAACCUGAGUGACACGGUCAAGGAACUGUUCCGCCUGGUGCCUGGGAAUGUGGACCCCAUGUUGGACAAGAGGUCGGUGGGUUGCCGACGCUGCGCGGUUGUAGGAAACUCUGGUAACCUGAAGGACUCGUCGUAUGGGCCUGAGAUUGACAGCCACGACUUCGUGCUGAGGAUGAACAAGGCACCCACAGUGGGCUUUGAGGCAGAUGUUGGGAGACGGACCACCCACCAUCUCGUGUAUCCUGAGAGCUUCCGGGAGCUGGGAGAGAAUGUCAACAUGGUCCUGGUCCCCUUCAAGACCACCGACCUGCAGUGGGUGAUCAGUGCCACCACCACAGGCACCAUCACUCACACCUAUGUCCCUGUGCCCCCGAAGAUCAAGGUGAAACAAGAGAAGAUCCUGAUUUACCACCCAGCCUUCAUCAAGUAUGUCUUUGACAACUGGCUUCAGGGUCAUGGGCGGUAUCCAUCGACUGGCAUCCUCUCCAUCAUCUUCUCCAUUCAUAUCUGUGAUGAGGUGGACUUAUAUGGCUUUGGGGCAGACAGCAAAGGAAAUUGGCACCAUUACUGGGAGAACAACCCAUCAGCGGGUGCAUUCCGAAAGACGGGAGUUCACGAUGGCGACUUUGAGUACAACGUCACAACUACCCUGGCAGCCAUCAACAAAAUCCGCAUCUUCAAGGGGAGAUGAUGCUGUGACCCACGAAGAAUGGACCCAACACAUCACACCUCUCAGUUUGCAGCCCCAGCAUCCCCCUGGAGCCAGUGUGUUCUGAAAGCUUCCAGGGCUGAACUUGGGGUGUUCCCAGGCUUUCUGGCAGCCUCUUGCACCUUCAUUUUGGUAUCAUCUACUUAGCAACAUUGUCCAACUCUCCCAGGAUACAGAGCAAGUCUCAGGCCCCUUUAAGGUGGGAGCACUUCCCCACUGCUGUCCCCUAGCUGGGGAAAAAUAAGCAGAUAGCAGGAAAGGUCUAGCCUCCAGACACCAGUUACUUUGUCUCCUGGAUUGGAUUGGAGGAAGGGGAUGGGGAAAAAUAAAUCCUGAAGAUUCUUGUAUUCAAAAGAGUGAGCAUUUCUGGGAAGUCAUUUAGAGGCUGCCACGGAACUGUGGGCCUCAUGCUCAACUCAGACUCUGGCUGGGAAUGUUUGGGACAGUCACCUGCAGAGCAGAGCCACACUGGGCUACACCAGCAGAGGGGCAAGAUACCCUUCUCCUUUGCAUGAAGCCUAGCCUGUCACUUGAUAUGACACCCCCAUUGUCCCUUUCUUCAAAAAGCUCACCGAUGAUGACUAGGCAAAGCUUCUGACUCCAGAAUUCUUCCACGAAAACCUGGCCAUGGAUCGCUGACAGGAGUGAAACCCUUGUCCCCAUUCUGUGUGAUCCCCUUCCGUCGUGAUACUGAUGGCCAGAACAGGUCUGACCACUUCCAUGUGCCUUUGAACUUGAGAAAGAAAUGCAUGCAUUGGCUGACAUGAAGCAAAGUCCCCAGUUGGACAAGGAGGACCUCCACCAGCACCUCGCUUUACUGCAUAGCUCAAAAUCUCUUUCCAAAUGAUAGUCUGCACCACCCAGAGUAUGCCAGGCAUGGGAUGGGUGCUUACUUCUAUUUCCUCAGACUGCUGGGUUCAGGACCACUAACAACCAGCAUCCUCCCAUGGGUCCUGAACGUUGAGCCAAGUCCCUAGCAGCCACCUUCCUGGACUCUUUGGGGGUCGCACUGGGGAUACCCUAGAACUAUGACUGAAAUGCAUGUACCUCUUCUCCUGAGUUCUGUCUGUUCUCCCCUCCUUCCUCUACGGAAAUCCUGAUUAUUUAUUGAUUUGCUAAUUCAGCUGACCGUGUGUACACUCUUCUCCACAGCUGAUCACAGUGUGUUUUGUUGCUCUGCCUGGUUGAGUGGGAGCAGGAGCAGAAGGGAAAGCAUCCUGGAUGUAUGUGUUGAAACAUCUGGACUCCGGGCUUGCUGGCGGGCAGAUCCUUUGUAGAAUCCCAUGUCGCCUCCCUUUCUAGUACAAGUGACUUGCCUUCUUCCUCUUUGCAGAAGGGAGGAGAGCAGACACUUGGAGGCAGCUGCCACCUCCUUAUAGAUGCUCAAUAAGAGAAACUCCUGUUUCUGUUGAAAAGUAGUCCCUAAAGACCAGGACAGCUUCAUCAAGGCAGAUUAUGAGAGAGGUGUCUUGAGGGUUGGGAGAUCUCCCCCUGCUCAGGUUCCCCUCUGCAAGUAAAGGCUCAGGAGCCCCUCUCAACGUUGGUCUGUUCACAGGCAUCACCAAAGAGCAGACGCUAAGAUUGCCAUUGUCUAGGAGUCUGUCCUGCGAGUGGCUUUGAAAUUGCUUUUGUUUAAUUUUCAGUGACUCCGAAUUCAGGCUUUUAAAUGAGGGACAAAUAUGAUUCACUUUUAAAAUCUUUCUGACAUAAAACCCUUGGCUGAAAAGGCUGGACUCCUGUAAGGUCCUUGCUGUGGAAGGCCCUCCUCAACCUCCUCAAGGGUCCCAGUUUGAGGAACUCAGCAGAUGUUUGUGGGUCAGCGGGUCAGUCCCGAAGACAAAGUAAAAGUAGUGGACAUUGGCUUAGGGGUGACGGUUCAGGCGUCGUUGGGUUCUGCCGCGAGAGAGCAAGUGUCUGCAGAAAGAGUGUAGCCAUUUCUAGCUGAGCACUGCUCAAGUUCUUCUGGUCUUCAUUAGCCCCUCCCACUCCCCUUCCCUGCCCCCACCCCCUGCCCCCCUGCCUUCCUCUCUUCCUCUCUCUGUUCCUCUUCCAGCCAAGCAGCCAAUGGUUCUCUUUCCCACAACCCUCAUCCCUCCCCUGUGUUUCACUGGCUUAGGAGUGCGCUCUUAACUGAAUAAAAUACAGCCCCUUGUGGCCAGAAUGAAGUGCACCAAUUAGUUUAAAGUAACUGGAGCUUUCCUUGGGUGUGGGUGGCUAAGAACAGGAAGAGCCUUCCCCAAAGAGACUGACUGGGCUGGCUGACAGAGGAGCUGGUCCUGGGCUCAGGGACUGGCUCCCAGUACACAGGAAUCUACUAAGGCCAAGGGAAUUGGGGGGUGGGGUUUCUCAUCAGCACCCAGACUACUAACCUGCAGUGAACCAGGAGGCUGGUGUUUCUUACACUGGUGGUGGGCUUCACAUCUGUAGCCUUUGGUUCCUGAAAGUGACAAGCCAAAGAGGAAAAUCUUGAUGUUGAUGCCUUUAGCCUGGCUUUCUGGGCAUCAGACAUCAUCCGGGAAGCCAUGUGGGCAGGGUUAGUGGAACAGACCCCCAAAACAGGGAUAGACUAGCAACCAUCUAGGGCCCUGAUCAUCUAUAAAGAUCUGGGGACCAUAGAAGGAUACAGAUGGUGCUGCAGUCUCCUCCGUGACCACAUGGGUCUGCUAGAGGACCAUCACACCUCCUGGGAAUGUGACUUCCCUGUCCCAGGUGGAAAGGACCACAGUGGAUAUUGAGAACCCAGAGGGUGGCUUCACCUGUGCCCCAUUAAAGUGGCUCCCAACAGGCAGGGUGGGAGAGGCCCUAGGUAAUCCCGCCCACAGGAUAGAGUGACAGCUGUAUGCCCUCAGGAGCUGGCAGCUGGAGGUUCCAUCAUAGCCAGGUGGCUACGAGGUGAGAAAGACUGGCUCUAGGCAGCAGCUCAGCCACCAAGGCCUGGCUAGCCAAUUUUCAGAUAGCAUCAGCACCGGCUCUCCUCUGUGUUGCCCUCUCCUGUGCCCCAGGUGUUACCUAAAACCUCUACAAAACACCGGAGGGUGAAGAGAGAAGGCAGAGACCAGCAGAGUAGUGCCCCAUGCCUUCAGCCUCCGAGUAUAGUAAAGGCAUCAUCAGCCUGGCCUGGAGCCUGCUUCCGCCUGCUGAACCCCAUCUUGCCUCCCCAACCUCUCUGCUCACUUAGUUUUUACUUUGGCUCCACCUGCGACAACAGCUUUAACCGUUUCUCCAGAGCCUAAUCCGGAUCUUGCACACCCUACUAGGUGAUCAUGGGUAACUCCUGCUCCCCCAGACCCUUGCACAAUCACCUUAACCGUUUCCCAAGAGCCUGAUCUGCACCUCGCUUGACUCGCCCUAGUAGGUAGACAUGGUACCUCCCGCACCUCCAGGUAGUUACUUUAGCCCUUUGCCAAGUUUGCUUCAGAGCCAAAGUUUUCCAAGCACUUUCUGCCUAAAAGCUUUUCCUUCCUUGCCUCCUGUGGCCCAGCAUCGCCCAUUUAAACUUUUGCUUUCUCCUGCCCACAUGUUGUAAUCCUCCUGAUUGGUCUGAAUGCAUUUCCAAUGAUGUUAUGGAGUCUGCCUUCCUCAGCCUCUGCUCCGUUUUAUUUAUUGUUGAAUAUUUCCAAUGAAUCGAAUCAGAGUGAAUAAAAAGAGCUAUUUUAUUGUU
Apodemus sylvaticus (European woodmouse) is the source of this 5832-nucleotide messenger RNA. RefSeq names its product ST3 beta-galactoside alpha-2,3-sialyltransferase 1 (gene St3gal1). The coding region runs from base 1134 to 2153 and encodes 339 amino acids. The record is from RefSeq and is a predicted model, not a curated record. The transcript has 10 exons. Gene Ontology annotation, molecular function: beta-galactoside (CMP) alpha-2,3-sialyltransferase activity. Lineage: Eukaryota; Metazoa; Chordata; Mammalia; Rodentia; Muridae.